CACUCCCACCACCACACUCUCUCUCCUCUCUCUCUCCCUCCCUCCCUCCCCCUCUCUCUCUCUAGCCCGACGUCGCCGGAGACGCUCCGCCGCCGGGAGCCGGCGCAAUCGGCCGCCGGGAUGACGUCGCUCCGCUGCAUCCUCGACAAACCCCUCAACCAGCUCACGGAGGACGACAUCUCGCAGCUCACCCGCGAGGAUUGCCGCAAAUUCCUCAAGGACAAAGGGAUGAGGAGGCCGUCGUGGAACAAAUCCCAGGCGAUCCAGCAGGUCAUCUCGCUCAAGGCGCUGCUCGAGGGCCCCGAGGACGACGAUUCCGGCGCCAGGACGCUGCGGAAGAUCGUCGUCUCGUCCGCGGAGAAUCCACCGCCGCGGGCUAACUCGAACUCGAACUCGCCCGACUCGGCGAAGGAGGUGAGCCCUGGCGCCAGCGUGUCGGAAUUCGCGGACGAGGCCGCGCCGUAUCGGCGGAAGGAUCCGCCGGAGCCGGCGCCGGCGCCUCAUGGAGAUGCGGCAGCUUCGGCUGGGGCCGACCAGGAGAGAAAUGCGGUUAGUCCCAGAAAUGUUGGUGCCGGAGAGGUUACACUGGGGCAAAUGACAAUUUUCUACUGUGGCAAGGUGAAUGUUUAUGACAGAGUGUCUCCUGACAAGGCAAGGACAAUCAUGCAACUUGCAUCUGGUCCAAUCCCUUUGCCGCUGGAUGAUUCAUCAAAUGGAAGUGCAGCAAUUUGGUCAUUCCCUUGUCACAUGCAGGCCAAUACUGACAACUUGUGUCUAUUACCUCCAAGAGCAAUGGUCUCUCAUACCACACAAACAGACAUGGAAGGUCAUAUGAAUCGAAGAGUUCGGCUGCAGAAGUACUUUGACAAGCGAAAGGACAGGGGGAGAUUUAAGUCAAGGAAAGAUGCCGGACCAGCCUCUUCAGGCUUGGAGAUGUUCUUGAUGAACCAAAUAAGGGUGCCUGUUCCAGAUGGACAAUUGAGUAAAAAUGCGAUAACCUGUGCACCACAACCUGGGAUGGCCCACGGCAAAAAUAGUCCCUAAUAUGGAGACAUUAUGUAAGGGGGUGGCCCCGGGAGCCGAUGAUGGUAGUUUCAUUGAGAUAAUAGCUAUACCACGAAUAAAUGGCAAAAUGACGGAACUGGUCUUACUGCAGUCAAGGUGUUCUUCGUCUGCGGACAUAUCUCUGCCCGUUCUCGUUAGAGAUCUCUAGAAGAGGACCAGCUUUGGAUCACUCGUCGUGGGAUCAAAUUUUGUAUAUUCUAGAAGCUUAAAUGUUUAUCUUCGAGGCUAUCUUGAUUAACGAUGCUGAGGUUAGGGAACCAAGAGAGCUUUCCCAUGCUCUCUCCCCCACUUAGAUGCCAUGAGGCACGGGAUAUGCGCUCCGCCAUCUGCUGGUAUCGGAAUAGCUGGGUAUGCUAGUGUAGGGUUUAGCUCAAUGAGUGUACUCCUUUUCUCACAAUUACUAAGUUGAGGGCUGUUGAGCUGUCGGAGCAAUUGUCAUGAAGCCGAAGAUGCCGAACAAAAAAGGCUAUUUCAUCGCUCAAAAUGGAAUCCUUUUGGACUCU
This is a messenger RNA of Eucalyptus grandis, 1568 nucleotides long. RefSeq names its product protein TIFY 4B. The transcript has 8 exons. Gene Ontology annotation, biological process: response to wounding; regulation of defense response; regulation of jasmonic acid mediated signaling pathway. The coding region runs from base 121 to 1044 and encodes 307 amino acids. The record is from RefSeq and is a predicted model, not a curated record. Gene Ontology annotation, cellular component: nucleus. Lineage: Eukaryota; Viridiplantae; Streptophyta; Magnoliopsida; Myrtales; Myrtaceae.